AUGGGUAGAGAUAAAAUUUCUUCAGGCUCAGCCUCGGACGAACCACCCAAGCUGUCCCCUGGUGAUUUCCGAACAUACAAUCGCAUGUCCGAACAGAUGCAGGCAUUUCACAAUCACUUCCGUCUUAUUUGGAAACAACUCUAUGAAGCCUGUUCUGCUACUGGCAAAAAUCCAGCGGGGCUUUCAGCGAGACAAAUAAUCAUGACUGGUCUUCAGUUUUGCUCGCAGCUGGAUUUUCACCACUCAAUUGAAGAGCGACAUAUUUUCCCGGUCCUUGCGUCGAAAAUGCCAGAGUUCCGUAAGGAACUUGAGCUUCUCUCGCAGCAUAAACUGAUCCAUGCGGGUCUCGAGAGACUUGGGGGGUAUCUUGAAAAAUGCAAGACUGGAGAGGAAGACAUGCGACGUGAAGAGAUUAAGCGGUUGAUGGAUACCUUUGGUGAGGUAUUAUGGACUCAUCUGGACCAAGAGGUGAAUACUUUACGUGCUGAACAUAUGCGCAAGUUCUGGUCUCUUGAGGAGAUGCGCCGGCUCCCAAUGUGA
Molecule: messenger RNA, 540 nt
Organism: Penicillium taxi
Lineage: Eukaryota; Fungi; Ascomycota; Eurotiomycetes; Eurotiales; Aspergillaceae
Product: hemerythrin domain-containing protein
Exons: 2
Coding region: 1-540 (179 amino acids)
Source: RefSeq, a predicted model, not a curated record